AUGUUCAAGCGGCGCGUGUGCCAAUUGGCCCUGCCGAGGCAUCGGCCGACCUCUACGCCUCGACUGCCUCAGAGGUUCUUUUCGACGGGAUCCGGAAGGACAGCCUCGCAACGUGCGACCCCGGCGGUGUGGGCUGCGGCGGCUGUGGUGACUGUCUCGAUUGCGUCGUAUGCCUUGACCCAGCAGACGCCCAAGCAGUUCGACACCCGCUCUCUCGCCGAGCUCGAUGAGCGGACCAAGCGCGAGCAAGGUGUGACGCUCGACUCGCCGAUGCGUCUGCGCAUGGAGGAGUUCAUCCGCCAGAAGCAGGAGGAGAUCGUCUUCGCCCUCGAGAAGAUCGAUGGCAAGUCUUUCCGCAAGGACACCUGGGAACGGCCAAACGGCGGCGGCGGCCUGUCAAUGGUGUUGCAGGAUGGCAAUGUGUUCGAGAAGGGAGGCGUCAACAUCAGUGUCGUCUACGGAGAGCUGUCAAAGGCCGCCAUCGAGAACAUGCGCGUCAACCACAAGAACAUUGCCGAGGGCGUCGACAAGCUGCCCUUCUACGCGCUGGGCCUGAGCAUGGUGCUGCACCCAAAGAACCCCAUGGCUCCCACGGUGCACAUGAACGCUCGUUACUUUGAGACCAUGCGCGCGGACGGCACCACGGAUGCCUGGUGGUUCGGAGGCGGCAGCGACCUGACGCCAAGCUACCUGUUCGACGAGGAUGCGGUCCACUUCCACAAGACGCUGAAGGAAGGGUGCGACAAGCACAACAAGGAGUUCUACCCGCGUUUCAAGAAGUGGUGCGACGAGUACUUCAACAACAGCCACAGAGGCGAGCGGAGAGGCAUCGGCGGCAUCUUCUUCGACGACCUCGAUGAGACCGAGACGGACCAAGAAAACGGCUUCGCCUUCGCAAAGGAGGUCUUGAACAGCUUUUUGCCGUCAUACCUCCCCAUCCUCGAGAAGCGCAAGGACCUGCCGUUCACGCAGCAGGAGAAGGACUGGCAGCAGAUCCGCCGCGGCCGCUACGUCGAGUUCAACCUGGUUCACGACCGCGGAACCGCCUUCGGCCUUACGGUCCCGGGGUCCCGGGUGGAGAGCAUCCUGAUCAGCCUGCCGCUGACGGCGCAGUGGAGAUACAUGCACGAGCCUGCUCCCAACAGCCGCGAGUCUCGGCUUCUUGAGGUGCUGAAGAACCCCAAGGAGUGGGUUUGA
Neoarthrinium moseri is the source of this 1197-nucleotide messenger RNA. RefSeq lists its product as uncharacterized. Gene Ontology annotation, molecular function: coproporphyrinogen oxidase activity. Lineage: Eukaryota; Fungi; Ascomycota; Sordariomycetes; Amphisphaeriales; Apiosporaceae. The record is from RefSeq and is a predicted model, not a curated record. Bases 1 to 1197 code for a protein of 398 amino acids. The transcript has 2 exons. Gene Ontology annotation, cellular component: cytoplasm; mitochondrial intermembrane space.